Molecule: messenger RNA, 10141 nt
Organism: Engraulis encrasicolus (European anchovy)
Lineage: Eukaryota; Metazoa; Chordata; Actinopteri; Clupeiformes; Engraulidae
Gene: cul9
Product: cullin-9
Exons: 47
Coding region: 170-8065 (2631 amino acids)
Biological process (GO): ubiquitin-dependent protein catabolic process
Molecular function (GO): zinc ion binding; ubiquitin protein ligase binding
Source: RefSeq, a predicted model, not a curated record
AGAAGAAGAACGGCAUUCCUACCUGUCACUGCGAGGCUGCACUUAACUGAAAGACGGUUAACAAAACAUUUUCAGGCUGGGAAACGAUACUUUAACACGCAGAAGGAAACUCACUCGGCCGAGGAGAGAAACGGCUAAAAAGGGGAAACCCUGUAAAGCUGGAGCGACCAUGGUGGGUGAACGGCGCAACGGAAACCUGCUGGUGCAGCUGGGGCCGCGUCAGCAGGCCUACCCCGAAGAGCUGAUACGCCAGCGCCGCACGCACGAUGGCCAGACGGAGUACCUGAUCCGCUGGACGCUGCUGAAUCUGGAGGAGGCCGGGGGUGCCGGCGGGGGCUCGGAGACCACGGUGGGGGGCGGCGGAGUCGGCGGCAGCUCAGGAGGAGGCUCGGGCGGCUCCAGUGGAUCCACCUCCGGCGAGAGCAAGACGGAGAACAUCCUGAUGUGGAUGUCGGCCGAGGACGUGUACGCCAACUGCCCCACGCUGCUGGGCAAACGCAAGGCCCCCUCGUCGCUGCUGCUGCAGCAGGAGGAGGAGGAGAGGCCCAGCAGCAGCGGCGGAGGCGCCGGAGUUGUCCGGCCGCCCGAUGUCACCUUCGAUGAGGUGGAGCUGUCGGACAUGAAGGCGGACGUGGUGAACCUGGUGAAGAGGGCGCGCAAGCAGAUGGCCAAGACCAGCGAGUUCGCCAUCAGCCUCACGCACACCAUCCACGUGCUGAGCGCCUACGCCAGCAUCGGCUCGCUGGUGGGCGUCUUCAAGGAAACGGGCGCCCUGGACCUGCUCAUGGAGCUGCUGUGCAACAAGGAGAGGCAGACCAGGCGCAGCGCCGGCAAGAUGUUGCGCGCCCUCGCCUCGCACGACGCAGGUAGCCGGGCAUACGUGCUGCUGUCUCUCAGUCAGCAAGAUGGCAUCGAGCAGCACAUGGACUUCGAUAACCGCUUCACCCUGCUGGAGCUCUUUGCAGAGACCACCUCAUCAGAGGAGCAUGGCAUCUCCUUUGAGGGAAUACACCUACCACAGAUCCCAGGUAAGCUGCUGUUCUCGCUGGUGAAGCGCUACCUGUGCGUGACGUCGCUGAUGGACAAGCUGAACACGGCGGGUAGUGACUCGGGGCCCGACCCCGCCUCCUCCUCGUGCUCGCCCUCCUCCUCCUCCUCGCUGGCCUCCGAGACCAGCCGGCUGCAGCGGCAGUUCGACUUCACCAUGGCCAUGGCCAACCUCAUCUCCGAGCUAGUGCGCGUCAUGGGCUGGGACCGCAACCGCCAGACACCACCCCCCGACACCACCACUCCCACAGGGGUUGUAUCCAGCGAGGGCACGUCGGAGGAUGAGGGGUGUCCUCGCCGCACGCUGCGCUCGAUCUUCCAGCCGCGAUUGGCUGCCUCAUGCCCCUCCGCUCUGGCCACAGUUGCCAUGGCCGCAGCCCCAGGCUCUUCCUCAUUGGCUACCAGCUCCUCAGCUGCUGCUGCAGCCAGCCCCUCAGGGGGCGCGGCUAAGAAGAAGGCGGCGACCAACGGCUUCAAGACUCGUACGGAUUUCAGCACGCGCUCGGCGUACGUGGAGUACGUGCAGGACAGCCUGAAGAGCGGCAUGAUGGUCCGCAUGCUGGAGGACUACGAGGAGGUCUCGUCAGGGGACGAGGGCGAGUUCAGAUACAGCAACGACGGAUCACCUCCUGUACAGGUCUAUUGGAACUCUCUGUCGCGUACCUACUGGGUGCAUUGGCACAUGGUGGAGAUUCUGGGCAGCGGCAGCAGCAGCCAGUCAGAGAAGGAGACGCAGGAGAAGGCCUCCACCCUCACAGAGACGCUCAAACUCACCGCAGUGAGUCAGACGUUCUUCUGUAAGCCGCCGGGUGGCCUGUACUCCCUUCCCUACCUGAGUGAGGAGGAGCGGGAGGAGGGGGCUCACCUGAGCAGAGCUGAGUGGUGGGAGGUCCUCUUCUUCAUCAAGAAACUGGAACACAAGCAGCAGCAGGAGGUCAACCUCAUGCUCACACAGAGCCUGGAAGACGCACAGCUGUGUGAUGUGGACGAGGCCUGCCUAUUGCAGCUGUGUGUUCCUGGCGAGGUGGCCUAUAAGCUGCUGGGCUACCUCAAGACGGCCCUGCCCUCCUCCUGCCUCAGCGACCUGCUCUGCUCACACGCCUACCACAAGCACUACCUACGACACGCCCCGCAACACCGUCUCCACGACGAUGACCCCCUGACCUCGGCCGCCUGGGGUCGGCACAGCCCCCCCGCCUCCACAGGAGCCCCGGGUUCCUCCUCUAUGGGCUCCCAGUCUAAGAAGGCCAAGAAGGAGGCUCCACCCAGCGAGACGGAGAGCGAACUGCCCUCAGACGACGACACCAAAUACCCUGACGACCUGGAGGAGAAAAUGAAAGCCCUCAACAGUGCCAAGAUGGUGGGUAAGAAGGGCAGCCUUGAGAAGCUGGGGGAGGUGGUGGAGAUGUACCGUAAGACCAGCAGUGGAAGCGGAGGCUCACCAGGGGGCGCCACUGACCCCACCCGACAGCUGGCCGUCACCAAGCUCAUGACCAGCAUACUGGAGGACGAAGCCACCCAGGACAAGAGGACGCCGCUAGGGGACACGGCACAGGCAAUACGUGAUAAGGUCCUGAAGCUGUUAGUAGAGCUGCUGUCCAGUAACCUGCGUGUGAAUGCGGUGGCGUCUCUGCGCCUGGCGAGGGCGCUGUUCCUCAAGUUCGAGUGGCGCGUCCCCUUUGCCACCGAGGGUGGAGUCAAAGCCGUGCUCACCUGCAUGCAGGAGCACCCCACCUGCACACACCUCCAGAAGAUGGCACUGGCGACCCUGCAGGUGAUUACGGGGGCCACUAAGCAUGAUCUGCAAGGCCGCAGCAGCUGUGCGCCGCUGUCGGAGUCUGGCUCCCAGAUGAUGCUGGAGAUAUUCGCCAGUAUCGCCUCCGCUACACCAGAGGGAGCCAAAGGGCUGCUCAACACCAUACCUGCCGCCAUAGAGCUCAUGCUCAACACCCCACGGUGUUCGUUGGCGGUGUGUAACGGUCUGCUGGUGGUCAUCAUGCUGAUCUCGAGCCAUAAGAGCCUGUGUGAGCAGCUGGUGGGGUGUGGCCUGGGGGCCAUCCUGAGGAAGUGCCUCUCCCCCGCGCGCACCGAGAUCACCACCCUGGCCCUCAUCGCCCUCAACCACAUCUCCAUGGUCCACAAGCUCGACAAGAGAGAGCCCGGUGAGGAGCUAGAGCUUAAAGACAUGGAGCUGCGUAUGUUGGUAGUGAGCCUGAAGAGUCUGAAUAAGGAAGUGGUGUCCACUCUGGAACAGCUGCUGUGCGAACCCUCACCUCAACUGGAGGAGGAACGCAGCAAGGUGACGCGUAGCCGAGACACCUUCCAGGACCUGGUCAGGCUGAUGGACCAGCACCGAGUGGACCGAGCCGUACAGCUCUCCAUUCUCAAAAUUCUGUCCAAGUUCCUGGAUGAUUACCAGGAGGACCUGCUGCCCUGGCACGAGAGCAUCGAGCCUUGCCUCUCCUCCAUGACCGCCUUCAUCAACGACAGAGACGUGGUGCAGCAGUUCAUCCACUUCCUGUUCCGCCUGGCGUCCCUGAAUAAGGACUACGCGGUGGUGAUGUGCCGCCUGGGCACGCGGGAGGCGCUGGUCAAGGCCCUGGACAAGCACAGCACCAACCUGUUGCUGGUGGGGGAGCUCCGUGACCUCAUCGGGGACUGCGAGAAGUACGCCAGCCUCUACAAGCACAUGACCACCAGCGUACUGGCCGGAUGCAUACAGAUGGUGUUGGGCCAGAUCGAGGAGCACAGGCGGAGCCAUCAGCCAAUCAACAUCCCCUUCUUUGACGUCUUCCUGCGCAACCUGUGCCAAGGCUCGAGUGUGGAGCUAAAGGAGGAUAAGUGUUGGGAGAAGGUGGAGGUGUCGUCCAACCAUCACCGUGCCAAUAAACUGACGGACAAGAACCCCAAAACAUACUGGGAGUCCAACGGCUGCACCGGAUCACACUUCAUCAAUAUUUACAUGCUGAAGGGUGUGGUCAUCAGGCAGCUGGCGGUGCUGGUGGCCAACGAGGACUCCAGCUACAUGCCCGCACGCAUAGUCGUGCUUGGGGGAGACGACCCAGCCAACAUCAACACCGAACUCAACACUGUGAAUGUGCCUCCGUCUGCCAGCCGCAUCGUUCUGCUGGAGAACAUGACUCGCUUCUGGGCCAUCAUACAGAUACGCAUCAAGAGAUGCCAACAGGGAGGCAUUGACACCCGCGUGCACGGGUUCGAGGUGCUGGGCCCCAAGCCGACCUUCUGGCCCGUCUUCAAGGAGCAGCUGUGCUGCCGCACCUACCUGUUCCACACCACCAAGGCACACACCUGGUGCCAGGAGAUACUAGAGGACAGAACACAGCUGCUGCAGCUGUUUAACAAGUUGAACAGCGCUCUGAAGCAUGAGCAGAUGUUUGCCGAUCGCUUCCUGCCUGAUGCAGAGGCAGCAGAAGCCCUGGGACGCACCUGCUGGGAAGCGCUGAUCACACCUAUAGUACAGAGCAUUACAGUCUCAGACGCGCACAAGCUGAGUCCCCUGGCGUGGCUCCUGAGUGAGUAUCUGGAUAAUGCCGAGUCGUCCAAGCGCUACAAGACGCGGGCGGCCAUCUUCAACUCGCGGGUGCGGCGCCUCACUCACCUGCUGGUGCACGUGGACACCAGCCGACCCGACACCGAGGAGCUCAAGCCCCCCGUCAAGUCCAAAGGUAUCAACAGAAGCAAAGAUUUGAAGAAUGGCAAAGAGAGCAAGAACAAGGAGGUGGCGGCCACUUCGUCAUCUUCCUCGGCCGUUAAGCCCAAGGUGAAGAACGCCAGCAGCAUCGCCGGCAUCGCCCUCUGUUGGCAGGGAGUGGUACAGAGACAGGUGAAGAAGUUUCUGGACUGCACGUGUAGCCUGCCCGACUUUGUGGAGCACUACCGGGCAAUGUACCUGCGGCUGAAGAACGCCAUGGAGGAGCUGUUCGGACAGCAGACCGCCUUCGUGCUCGCCCUGCGCCAGGGCUUCUCAGCCGCCCUGCUCCAACUCUCCAUACUCACCUCCAUGCACGUGAGUGAGCGGUUUGCGCAGUACAUCGACGUGAUGAUCCAGGAGAGCUGUGGCGAGGGGGGCAUCAGCGGGGGCGAGACCCUCAGCCAACUACAGCAGUUCCUGGAGCCCAUGCUCUUCCUCUCUGGCCUGGAGCUCGCCAACACCUUUGAACACUUUUACAGGUACUACCUGGGUGACCGUCUGCUGGGCCAGACCAAGGUGUGGCUGGAGAGUGCUGUGGUGGAGCAGAUUGGCUCCUGUUUCCCCAACCGCUUCCCUCAGCAGAUGCUGACCAACCUGCAGGAGAGCCAGGAGCUGCAGCAGGAGUUCCACCUCUACAGACUACAGCAGCUCGACAAGAGCCUACAGGACAUGGACGAGGAGAUGAUGGAGGAUGAGUUUUCAGAGCCGGAUGAGGAGAGUGACGUGAAGGUGCUGGUCUUGUCUCCGCGCUGCUGGGCAGUGGCGCCCCCUUGCUACAUGGAGAGCCCCAGCAAGCACUUCCCACCACAACUCUGCUCCUACCUCACACACUUCACAGACUUCUACGCCAGCAGUCAGAGCAUCUACAGCCUGAGCCACAGUAAGCCUCGGCGUCUGCAGUGGACCUGGCUGGGUCAUGCUGAGAUGGGCUACGGAGCCUCCACACUCCACGUCUCCACACUACAGAUGUACAUACUCCUGCAACUCAACAACAAAACGGAGUUAUCUAUGGAGAGCCUCCAGGGAGAUACCGAUCUGUCCCUGGCCGUCCUGUCCCAUGCCAUCCAGCCGCUCACCACAGACAAGGGCAUCCUUACGCAGGACCCUGACGGAGGUGUACUGCGGUUGAACCAGCGUGUGCUGUCCCAGUGCUGGGAGACCCCAGGCCACCAGCAGCUGCUGCCCAGGCAGACGCACCUGAACGUGGACGAGGACGCGGCACGCUCCCUGGAGCGCAAGAGGAACUACAUCUACUGCCUCAUCGUACACAUCAUGAAGGCCGAGCGGGAGAUGCACAUUGACAACCUCGUCUUCAGGGUGUUGGACACGUGCUGGAAGCGUGAGACGGAGUCCUCAAACUCCUCGUCUCUGCGCUUCAGCUGCAGCACGACGGACGUGCUGUCGUGCGUGAUCCACGUGAUCAGCAAGGGCUACCUGCGUCGGCAGGAGGAGAGCCCCCACAUCCUGGAGUUCCUGCCCGAGGACCCCCACACGCCACAGAAGGGCCAGGCCCAGUUCACCUUCUCCUCCUCCUCUGGCAGCCGCGCUGACCUCAAGAGCCCCACCAACGCCAACGCCACCACGGCCAUCGCAGCAGCCGCCAGUGACCACCACAGCAGCAUGUGUGAGUCAGCUGAGCGGCCAGAGGAGGGGGUGUUGCAGGCGGUGCUGCUGUCCAUGGGUCGCACCAUGAGCCAGGAGGACGUGCAGCAGCUGCUGAUGCAGAGGACGGUGCAGCAGGUGGCAUCCACCCUUAGCCUGGAUCGUGACAGGGCUCAGCAUCUGCUGGUGCACUGCAAGUGGAAUGUGGACCUGCUGAUCCAGCGCUACACAGACGACCCCGACACGCUGGUGGUGGCGGCGGGGCUGAAGAUGCGCAACCCCAACCCCCCGCCCAGCCCUGUGGCACAGUGCCCUGUCUGCCUGGUGGCACGCACCGACGGCCUGGAGCCCGCGCCCACGCUCUGGUGCGACCACUACUGCUGCAGGUCGUGCUGGCAGGAGUACUUGACGGCCAGGAUAGAACAGAACCUGGUGAUGAACUGCAACUGUCCAAUCACAGAUUGCAGAGCCCAGCCCACCUCGCAGUUCUUCUACAACAUCCUCACCGAUAAGGACACCAUCUCCAAGUAUGAGAAUGCUUUGCUGCGUGGCUAUGUGGAGUGCUGUUCCAACCUGACGUGGUGCACCAACCCUCAGGGUUGUGACCAGAUCCUCUGCAAGGAAAACAUCGGCACCAUGGGCACCUGCUCCAAGUGCUGCUGGUCCUCAUGCUUUAGCUGCAACUUCCCUGAGGCCCACUACCCGGCCAGCUGUAGCCACAUGUCCCAGUGGAUGGAUGACGGCGGAUACUACGAGGGGAUGACCAUGGAGGCGCAGAGCAAACACCUGGCCAAGCUCAUUUCCAAACGCUGCCCCUCAUGCCAGGCCCAGAUAGAGAAGAAUGAGGGAUGCCUACAUAUGACUUGUGCCAAAUGUAACCACGGAUUCUGCUGGAGGUGCCUGAAGCCAUGGAAGCCUACUCACAAAGAUUACUACAACUGCUCGGCCAUGGUGAGCAAAGCAGCCAGGCAAGAGAAGAAGUUCCAGGACUACAACGAGAGAUGCACCUUCCACAACCAGGCCAAGGACUUUGCUGUCAGUCUGGAGAAUAAGGUGUCCUCCAUCAACGAGGCACUACAGAUGAAGUCUCUCACCUUUGUCAUUGACGCCUGCAAAAUCCUGGCACAGGCCCGCAAGGUACUGGCCUACUCGUGCGUGUACAGCUACUACAACCAGGACACGGAGAAGAUGGAUGUGAUGGAGCAACAGACGGAAGCUCUUGACCUACACACCAACGCCUUGCAAAUAUUACUCGAGGAGACGUUGCUCCAGUGUACUGAUCUAGCAUCGUGUGUGCGUUUGCUGAAGCCGGAGCACCUAAACACGGGACUGGAGCUGAUCAGACGCAUACAGGAGAGACUAGUAGCGAUACUGCAGCACUCCACACAGGACUUCCGAGUGGGCUACCAGUCUAAGUCGGGGUCGGACCAGGACGGGGGGCAAGCAUCCAACAUCCUCAACCACGCCGGCACCAACAAAGGGUCUAAGUCUGAAAGGGGCUCGGACUCUGGCGACUCGGACAACAAUAACCGUGACGGUGAGGAGGGUGGCGAGGAGGAGGAUGAGGAGGAUGAGGAGUACGAUGACGACUACGUCCCAGAGUGGCACGAGGACUAUGACGAGGAAGACAUCGAUGAGGACGACUUCUUCUCCGACAAUGAGGAGUCCGAGAACCUGGAGAGCGACUUUAGCCCCUUCGACUGAGGGAGGGAAUCCCCAACGCUUGCCAUCAUACCAUACCCACCCCAACACAGGCACUGUAAAAACACACACACUUGUAUGCAGACGCACCGCGUUGCUGAGUGAGAGCAUGCCCUCCCAUGACACCCAACACCACUCAUACUGUUUUCAGGCCGACCAGAACGGUGCUGUUGCCCGUUCCUGCACCAGUUAUGAUCAGAACUAAAGUGCUCAUCUGCGGACCACCCGCAUUCAUACCGGGGUCUGAACUUUUCCGCAUGUGACCCUGUUUUACCUGGUUGAGCCUCCUGACAAGUAUUUUUCAGUUCGCAUUACGAACCAACUUUCCGAUUUCCGAACGCUCAGACUUGCGGUGUGACCUCGCCAACUGGGUCGAGAUUAUUUGUCAGAACGGGCACCGGCACGCUUCUCUGUUGGCCUGAAUACGCCUACAGAGGCGCUGUAACCCUUUUGCCCCCCCCACCUCACAGUACACCCCAUACACGGCAAUGUACCCCUGUACAACGCCACGUUCCUCCAAAUAACCCCCAGCCCUCUCUACACCCCAACAAUGUCACUGCCCUGCUCCAACAAAUUUGGGCAGCAUCCAUUCACCGUGUGCCCAACCCCCCUCCAACAAACACACACACACGCACACACACACACACACGCACACACACACGCACACACAUGCACACCUGACCUUGUCCGCCACAUCCAGCAGGUAUGUUGGUGUUCACCAAGGUGGAUUUUGCGAAUGUAAAGACUCGAACGCCAGCUCCAAAAGUUUGAAGACGGCAACAGAGUAAACGUUUCUGUUUUCCCAUCAUCAUCAUAUUCAGUUUUAAGAUUCAUGUCAUAAGCAGACCGGUUUGGUUGUGUGCGUUUUUUUUUUUUUUUGUUUUUUUUUUUGUUUAAGCAUCAUGACAAAUUUGAUAUAAAUUAUCACCUGGUCCCUCCUUAGCCGUGUUCUCUGCGUUUCUCUUGCUACUUUUCUCUUUAUUUUAUUUUAUUUUAUUUUAUUUUAUUUUAUUUUAUUUUAUUUUAUUUUAUUUUAUUUUAUUUUAUUUGUUUUAGUUGUUUUAUUUUUGUUUUAUUUUGUAUUGUUUUCCAUUGUCAAGCCAGGGUAUGAAGGUUAAAAAUCUGUUAAGAAGAAUAUGUUAUAGGCUAGUGUUCAAGGGGGCACUACAUGGUUUCGUUGAGAUCAGCUAUGUUUUUUUUAUGGAUGGAAAAUGCUACUUCUUUUAAUUACCUUUGCAGUUGACAUAAAAGGGAUUCGAUAUAGUUUUGAAAAAAAGCACCUUUGGUUUGUUUAUUUUCCCUUUUCUCAGUCCAGGCUGUUAAAUGUUUAUCACAAUGCCUUGAGUUUUUUCUUCCUUUUUUUUAAAAAAAAAAGAAAGAAAUAAAUGAGUAAUGAAAAUGCCUUCUUAUGUUUUCAAGGGUUCUUACAUUUUGUCUGUAGCUGCACUUCAAUUCAGACGUCCUUGGCCCUUUGUGAUUGUAUGUGCGAACGGAGUAUGUGAGUUAGACGAGCAGAGUCUUGUUGGCAUCCAUGUGGCUAACUGCCGUCUGUUGGCGGUCAUACAACUGUGCUGUGUUAGCAUGCAUGCUAGCAGUGCCAUGUUUGACGAAUGUUGUAGCUACAUCCUAGCAUACAUGCUUUAAGGCAUUGCUACAUGAAUGGUCAAAAUGGUUAGCCACGAUGGAAGAAGUUGACAGACAUGACCAUAGAGCUGUAUGGAGGAUCUAUGGACAUAACAUGACAUGGACCCAUCAGCGUCAUCACUGCGUCCCCUCACGAUCUGGGCUGCACACAGGACUCUGCAUCGCUGCUCUUAAUAGUUCAACCUGUUUUUGUUUCUUGUUUUAAGGUAAAACAAAACAAAUGAUUAAAUGAAAGUAGAACUUUGCGACAUGUUCAUGUCAAGUUCCACUGUUAAUGAUUACACAGAUAUAAAAUAUCUUACUAUGUCCCAGUUGGAUUUAGCUUUCUAAGUUAAAAAAUCUCCUUCUAUUCAUAUUGUUCAUUAUAUAAUGUUUCUCUUUCUGAGUGAAGCUGUGCAACUUCAGCUAACUGAAUAAAAUGCUUUUCUCAAGCGA